UCAUCAAUACAAAUAAAAUGUCGAUGAGCAGUCACCUGCACCCUACAAACGUCAGCUCCGCCGUCGGCGAGCUGGCCAGCUUGCUGUUUCUUGCACUGUAGCCACCGAAGCCAAGAACCCAAAGCUCACCCACCGCCUACGCGCCAUGAGUUCACCACGGCUGCGAAUCCUCAGCCUCACCCACGUCCUCCCGGACCGAGACCGAGCCGCCGCUUACUCGCCGCCGCCGUCGCUACCGGACGACGGCCUCGUCGAGCUCUCAUUCAUGGAGGUCCUGUUCGUCAACAGGGUCAUGCCGAUGCGGCGCCUCUUCUUCUACGAGGGCCCCGGCGUCCCGGCCUUCCCGUGCCUUGUCCGCUCCCUGCGGUCCUCCCUCGCCGUCGCGCUGGCCCUCUUCCCUCCCCUCUCGGGGAAGCUCGCCCACCGCCCGUCCGCCGCCGCCGGCGACGUCGUCGUGGACUGCUCCCCCGCCGCGGUGUCGUCAGGCGUGAAGUUCGUGGAGGCCGAGUACGGCGGCGGCAUCGAAGACAUGCGCCGGGUGGCCGGCGGCGGCAGCGACGAGGGAGAUAGGGAGGCGUUGGCGGAGCUCGGGCCCGAGCUCGACGCGACGCGGCUGCCGGCGCCCGUGCUCGCCGUGCAGGUCACGAGGCCGGCCGUCGGGCGCGCGGCGGUGGUCGCGGUGGCCCUCCACCACGCCGUGGCGGACGGGCACUCCGCGUGGCAGUUCAUGAGGGCGUGGGCAGCCCUGUCGCGGAUGGAGGUCUCGCCGUCGCGGGCCGGGGCGGACCUCGCGCCGCCGGCGUUUGACCGGACGCCACUUCGGUACCCCGAAGCCGAUGAGCUUGCCCGCAAGAUCCUGCGUACAGUUGCGCCGGCGCUGCCCGUGAUCAGCUCGUCGUCUUCGUGCUUGCCACCAGACUGUUUGAGGAGAACCUUUCUGAUCCACGCUGGUGAGAUCCAAUUAGUGAAGCAGCACAUACGGGCACAGAGCCAGACCACCGGCGAGCAGGCGGACAAGCCUCCAAGCACCUACCUCGCCGUGUCGUCGCUGGUGUGGACAUCCGUCGCUCGCGCCAAGUUCCGGGACCUCGCCGGCGGCGACGCCAACUUCCUGGUGCCCGUGGACUUCCGCCGCCGCCUGGGCUCUCCCAUCGACGAGCGCUACUUCGGGGACUGCGUCGUGCCGUGCGUCGCCAGGGCCGCCGUCCGUGACCUGCUCGACGGCGGCGGUGCCGGGCUCGCCCGCGCCGCCGCGGCCAUCCGCGACGCCAUCCGCGUGCAGCCCGAGUGCCCGGUGCGCGCCAUGGAGGCCUGGCUCGAGUCCCUGCGCACGGUUCCGAGGGUCAGGGAGAGGUUCACGUUCACUGGGUCGUCGAACAGGUUCAUGGCGUACGAGACGGACUUCGGGUGGGGCGCGCCGUCCCGGGUGGAGCUCUUGUCGCUCUUCGCCAUGGAGCUCGUCCUUCUGCUCGGCGCCCAGGACGGCGGCGUGCAGGUCACCGCCACGCUCCGUCCGGAGCACAUGGAGGCGUUCGCAUCCAACCUCGGAAGGUUCUCAGGACGAGGGGACGGCCGUCGGUUGCGGAUUGGACGGCCCUAAGCUGCCUUGGGCGUGGACGGUAAAUGACCAUCCCGGACGCUAAGGGUGUGUUUUGUUGGUUGUAUUAUUUGAUUCAUGUAUGAAAUGAUUCUUUUAUUUGGUUAGGUGAUUUGUAUUCAGGAUGAGAUCAUCCCAUUUAAUAUAUUAUUCUAUUAAUUAGAGCGAA
Messenger RNA from Setaria italica (foxtail millet), 1766 nucleotides. Its product is annotated as anthocyanidin 3-O-glucoside 6''-O-acyltransferase. The coding region runs from base 146 to 1600 and encodes 484 amino acids. The record is from RefSeq and is a predicted model, not a curated record. NCBI's taxonomy places the organism in Eukaryota, Viridiplantae, Streptophyta, Magnoliopsida, Poales, Poaceae. The transcript has 2 exons.